AUGCUCAUCCUGUUCGGUAUCCCGUACGUCGACGCGCCGAUGGAGGCCGAGGCCGAGUGCGCGUCGCUCCUCACGCGCGAGCUCGUCGACGGCAUCGUCACGGACGACUCGGACGUGUUCCUGUUCGGCGGGUCGCGCAUCUACCGCAACAUGUUCAACGAGGCCAAGUACGUCGAGUGCUACCUCCUCGCCGACCUCGAGCGCGAGAUCGGCCUCGACCGCGACAAGCUCGUCCGCCUGGCGUACCUCCUCGGGAGCGACUACACCGAGGGCCUGCCCGGCGUCGGCCCUGUCGCAGGGCGCGAGCUUCUCGAAGAGUUCCCGGGCAAGCACGGGCUCGAGCGGUUCAGAGACUGGUGGGACCGGGUCCAGAGCGGCAAGGACUCGGAGCAGGAGACCAACACGUCGUGGAAGCGGCGCUUCGUGCGUCCAAUCUCCCUCUCUCUCUCUUCUAAGAAGGGCCACAAGGAGCUCAUCCUCGACAAGGGCUGGCCGCCAAAAGACGUCGCCGAGGCGUACUACCGGCCGACCGUCGUCGAGAGUGACGAGCAGUUCUCGUGGAGCGGCGUCGACCUCGACGGCCUGCGCUUCUACCUCAACCGCUCGCUCGGCUGGGACCAGGUCAAGACGGACUCGCUCCUCUUGCCCCUCAUCAAGCGCGACCAGGAGCGCAAAGCCGGCGCGCUCCGCAAGCAGCCCGUCAUGACCGACUUCUUCGACUAUACGGCCGGCGACGCACCGUUCUCGCGCAAGAAGCAGCCCAAGUACGCGAGCAAGCGCCUGCAGAACGUCGUCCAGGUGCGUCCAGCCUCGUCCUCCCUCUCAAGCCUCACUCUGGACCCGAGCUGA
This is a messenger RNA of Rhodotorula graminis WP1, 849 nucleotides long. RefSeq lists its product as uncharacterized. Bases 1 to 849 code for a protein of 282 amino acids. Gene Ontology annotation, molecular function: single-stranded DNA binding; DNA endonuclease activity. Gene Ontology annotation, biological process: nucleotide-excision repair. The record is from RefSeq and is a predicted model, not a curated record. The transcript is spliced from 5 exons. Lineage: Eukaryota; Fungi; Basidiomycota; Microbotryomycetes; Sporidiobolales; Sporidiobolaceae. Gene Ontology annotation, cellular component: nucleus.